UACUUCUGUGCAGCCCUCGUGACGAGAUAUGCUCAGUCGCCAUUGGCACGAGUAGAACGGUCCAAGAUAUUUGCGAUAUUCAAAAUAUUGUCUUUUACUUCAUCAUCGGACAGGACUUUGCAUACUUGUGUAAAAAAAAAACAGAAAUUUAAUCAUCGAGUGUCAAUUGAGAUAAGGUGUUAUCAAUUUGGUCAUCUCGGCUGCUACUUACCAUAAGCCAUUGUCUUCGCAACAAUGGCGUGGACGAACUACCAACGUAUAUUAGCUGUACUUCAAGUGAUUACAGGCUCGUUUAAUACUCUAUCGGUCAAAUUCGCGGACCAACAAGAGGUGGUUGGUGAGGAUGGACAAAUUAGACAUUUCAAUCACCCAUUCAUGCAAUCAACUUUCAUGUUCUUCGGAGAGUUUCUUUGUUUUGUAGCGUUCAAAAUUUUCUAUCGUUAUUACAAUCGACGAGGCGAUGGUUCUGUAGAUAGUAAUGUACUCACCAAGGGGUCCAGAAUUUUCAAUCCUUUUAUCUUAUUGAUACCUGCCCUAUGCGAUAUGUUUGCAACAUCUAUAAUGUACAUUGGCCUGAACAUGACUUAUGCAAGCAGCUUCCAAAUGUUACGUGGAGCAGUGAUUGUUUUUACAGGAAUAUUCUCUGUUGCAUUUCUUCACAGGAAAUUGGUAGCUCGAGAAUGGAUAGGCAUCUUUUUUGUUAUAGUUGGUUUAGCAUGUGUUGGCGUUAGCGAUAUAUUGGCGGAAAGCACCAAUAUGAAUACCAACUCGGUGCUCACUGGAGACUUGCUUAUUAUAUUUGCUCAGGUAAUAACGGCUGUUCAAAUGGUUGUGGAAGAAAAAUAUGUGGGAGAACAGGACAUACCUGCGUUACAAGCUAUCGGAUGGGAGGGUAUUUUUGGAUUUAUCGGCAUGUCUCUCGCCAUGAUCCCUCUCAAUUAUAUUAAAGUAUUGCCACCAUUCGCAGACAAUUCACGCGGCACACUCGAGGCCAGCGUGGAUGCUUUUAUACAAAUUGGAAAUAGCGGCAAAUUAUUGGCAGCUAUUAUCGGCAUAAUAUUCAGUAUUGCCUUUUUCAAUUAUGCCGGUAUUAGCGUUACCAAGGAAAUGAGUGCUACAACAAGAAUGAUAUUAGACAGUGUUCGCACGAUUAUAAUCUGGGCCUUUUCUUUAGCAGUUGGAUGGCAGGUUUUCUAUUAUGUGCAGCUCAUCGGUUUCACGAUUCUUUUAAUCGGUAUGGCGUGCUACAACAACAUCGUCAUUCCACAAUUGUUCAGGAAACUUCGUAGCCGUCUAGGACGUCAUAAAUUAUCCGUAAACAAAGAUGGUAUUGUUAAUACCGCCGCGGACGAUGUGCAAGAGACAUUGUGAGAGAGUCUAUGAGAAAUCGUUGGAUAUCGUAUGUGAUUCUUUAAGGUAGUUAGUCCGUAAAAGUACUAUUAGAAAGUAGUAAUGGUUGAUACAAUAGAGAAGAAAUUCGACAAAUUUGUGCUAAAUGAUUAUAAACAUGAUAUAUAGCAUAAAUGUUAAAAAGAUCAUCGUUGAGAUGUUCAAUAUCUCUGAAACGUCUCUGGGAUGUGUCCCUUGGAACAUUUAUGCUGUAUAGGUAGCAAGAGAAUAUCAAUCAAAUUCAUACAAUGUUUAAAAGAUUCAAAAUAAUCAUCGUUUUCCGUACUAUGACGCAUAUUUUUGGUUGGGACUGCCCGUGUUAUAUGGCUGUGAAUAUAUUAUAUAUAUAUAUAUAUAUAUAUAUAUAUAUAUAUAUAUAGGUGUGUGUACCGAUAGACGCACAUGAAUGUACGUUACUAAAGAAAUGAUCAUCGGAUUUUUCCGUAUUUUUCGGUAUUUCUUACAUUUUUAAGUAUUGAUCAUAGAUCUUUAUAGAAGGUUAUAUUUGACCAUUCUGCCUUUAAAAGGAUAUCUAAUUCAGAAGUGAGAUAUAACUCGUACAAUUUUUGUCUAAUCUUUACGAUUAAUCUUUCUCCUCAUUAGACCAUCGGCUGUGUUCCGACAUAGGCCUUAGCUGUCGUAUACUUCAACCGUUAUCAGAAAUUGCGUGCAUUUUACAUAUCCAUUUCUGGAAAAUUAAAUGGUUUUGUAAUUUUUUUCUUUAUUAUCUAUACAAGUCUCUUUUAUGGUCUCCUGGUUUUCCAUUACAACUGUAAGAAUAGUUUGUUUGCUAGAAUUAAAAACGUUGUAUCAGAAACCGUAGAUUUCUGCGAUACAUGUAAAUAAUGCUAACUUUGAUUUCAAUUAUCUCAGCUUCGAUAUGGUCAGUCUUCUUCUAAUCUUACAUAUAUGUACAUUGUGUUUUUAUUAAUAUGUUGUUAAAAUUUGAGGAGAUUUCAAAGAAAAUCAAUUUACGGACCAACUACAUUAAGGAUUCGUUUCUAUAAAAACCGCGAUUUCUCACAAACAAUUGUAAGAAUCCCUUUUGCUCUUUUCCUCCCUUCGAUUUUUGUCGAAAGAAGUAAUUAUCUAUAUAGAAUAUAAAAAAUUAUCUCUUUCAUAUAUUGUUACAAAUCGACGAAAGAACAAACUGUACAAAAUAUGUUACGACAUGGGUAACUUGGGAAGUCAUAUUUCAUGAAUUCUGCGAGUUGUAACGUCAUCGAAUACAUUCCGAUGAUGAAAUCUCCCAUUAAAUCGGAUACUCGAUACGUCCAACUUUAUACAAAAGUCAGACGCGAUUAUUUUUGUGAAAUCUGUCAUCAUCUCGUUUAAUAUAUUGUUUCAUUUAACAUAUAUAGCCGGAUGUAUAAAAUAUAAAUAUACGUGUAUCUCUUAUAUGCAUUUUAUAGUAUUUUUAUAUAUUUAUGCAUUCUAAGUAACAAAGAAGAAUAAAAUAAAACAAAAAUA
Dinoponera quadriceps is the source of this 2859-nucleotide messenger RNA. RefSeq names its product solute carrier family 35 member F6 (gene Tango9). Gene Ontology annotation, cellular component: intracellular membrane-bounded organelle; Golgi membrane. The record is from RefSeq and is a predicted model, not a curated record. The transcript is spliced from 7 exons. Lineage: Eukaryota; Metazoa; Arthropoda; Insecta; Hymenoptera; Formicidae. Gene Ontology annotation, molecular function: pyrimidine nucleotide-sugar transmembrane transporter activity. Gene Ontology annotation, biological process: pyrimidine nucleotide-sugar transmembrane transport. Bases 235 to 1371 code for a protein of 378 amino acids.